Neltuma alba is the source of this 2357-nucleotide messenger RNA. Its product is annotated as E3 ubiquitin-protein ligase COP1. Bases 107 to 2107 code for a protein of 666 amino acids. The transcript has 13 exons. Gene Ontology annotation, molecular function: protein binding; ubiquitin protein ligase activity. The record is from RefSeq and is a predicted model, not a curated record. NCBI's taxonomy places the organism in Eukaryota, Viridiplantae, Streptophyta, Magnoliopsida, Fabales, Fabaceae. Gene Ontology annotation, biological process: proteasome-mediated ubiquitin-dependent protein catabolic process.
UCUUCUCUCUCUCUCUCUCUGUGAUCUCUCCCUCAGUCCAAACGCUCCUUUCCUCUCCAUACUCCCGAGUCCACCACCACCACUCCUCCAAGAUAAUCCCCAUCCCAUGGACCAACUCUCCGCGGGGCCUCUCGUCCCCGCCGUCAAAUCCGACCUCCCCAAGCCCCCGGCCACCGCCUCUGAUACCCCGUCCGCCGAGCCUUUCAUGUCUGAACCCGACAAGGAUUUCUUGUGCCCGAUUUGCAUGCAGAUCAUCAAGGAUGCUUUCCUCACUGCUUGCGGCCAUAGCUUCUGCUAUAUGUGUAUCAAUACUCACCUCCGCAACAAGAGUGAUUGCCCUUGUUGUGGCCACUACCUCACCAGCAAUCAGUUGUUCCCUAAUUUCUUGCUUCAUAAGCUACUUAAGAAGACAUCCGCUUGUCAAGUAUCAAAAACCGCCUCACCUGUGGAACAUUUUCGGUUGUCAUUGCAAAAGGGUUGUGAUGUGACAAUUAAGGAGGUAGACUCCCUUUUGUUCCUUCUUGCUGAGAAGAAAAGAAAAAUGGAACAAGAAGAGGCUGAGAGAAAUAUGCAGAUAUUACUAGACUUCUUGCAUUGUUUAAGGAAGCAAAAAGUUGAAGAACUGAAAGAGGUGCAAACUGAUCUCCAGUUCAUAAAAGAGGACAUAAGUGCUGUGGAUAAACAUAGAAUGGAAUUGUACCGUGCAAGAGACAGGUACUCCGUGAAAUUGAGGAUGCUUGAUGAGUCUGGAUCAAGAAAGUCUUGGCAUUCAUCGAUGGAUAAGGCUAGCGGUGGCCAUUUGUCUAGUCCUCUAAACAUGAGAGGAGCGUUGUCUUCUGGAAGUCUUCCAAAGAAACUUGAUGGAAAGGGCCAAGUAAGCUCACAUGGAAUCCAGAGAAAAGAAGCUAUUAGUGGAUCAGAUUCCCAAUAUUUAAAUCAAUCCAGUCUUGCUUUAAUUAAAAAAAAGCGGGUGCAUGCACAGUUCAAUGAUCUGCAAGAAUGUUACCUACAAAAACGACGACAUUUAGCAGAGAAGCCUCAUAACCAACAAGAAAAAGAUAAAAAUGUUAUAAACCGAGAGGGUUAUGCUCCUGGUCUUUCGGAGUUUCAAUCAGUCUUGACAACUUUCACACAAUACAGUCGACUGAGGGUCAUUGCUGAAGUUAGGCAUGGAGAUCUAUUUCAUUCAGCCAACAUAGUGUCAAGCAUAGAGUUUGACCGUGAUGAUGAGUUGUUUGCUACCGCUGGAGUUUCCCGUCGCAUAAAAGUUUUUGACUUCUCAACUGUUGUUAAUGAACCUUCAGAUGCACACUGUCCUGUUGUGGAGAUGUCUACGCGCUCAAAACUUAGUUGCUUGAGUUGGAACAAAUAUGCAAAGAACCACAUAGCUAGUAGUGAUUAUGAAGGAAUUGUAACUGUCUGGGAUGUAACCACUCGUCAGAGUAUAAUGGAAUAUGAAGAGCAUGAAAAGCGUGCCUGGAGCGUUGAUUUUUCAAGAACAGAUCCUUCUAUGCUUGUUUCUGGCAGUGAUGACUGCAAGGUUAAAGUCUGGUGCACAAAGCAGGAGGCCAGUGUCCUCAACAUAGACAUGAAAGCAAACAUAUGUUGCGUCAAAUAUAAUCCAGGGUCUGGAAAUUACAUUGCAGUUGGUUCAGCAGACCAUCACAUCCAUUACUAUGAUUUGAGAAAUAUCAGCCGUCCACUCCACGUCUUCAAUGGCCACAGAAAGGCUGUUUCUUAUGUAAAAUUUUUGUCUAAUAAUGAACUUGCAUCUGCAUCAACAGAUAGUACGCUGCGAUUAUGGGAUGUAAAGGAAAAUAUACCGGUUCGUACUUUCAAAGGGCACACGAAUGAGAAAAAUUUUGUUGGUCUCACAGUCAACAGCAAUUACAUAGCUUGUGGCAGUGAAACAAAUGAAGUGUUUGUAUACCACAAGGAAAUUUCCAAGCCUGUGACUUGGCAUAGAUUUGGUUCACUUGAUAUCGAUGAUGCAGAAGAUGAGGCAGGGUCUUACUUCAUCAGUGCUGUAUGCUGGAAGAGUGAUAGCCCCACCAUACUAACUGCAAAUAGUCAAGGGACCAUUAAAGUGCUGGUUCUUGCGACUUGAACAUGCAACAAGGAAAUAUCCAAGAGAAAGCCGGCUUGGUAUUUUCUUUUUCUUUGCAUUGUUUUGCCCCAUUUACUAUUUGUACAUAGCAUUUAAGUGAAUAGGGUAGGUUGUAGAAAUCACAAUUAUGUACAUCGAAAGCAAUUUAUAUGCAAUAGUUUUGACAAAAGAAGCAUAAGCUAUUGCGCCAGCUCAAUAUCCAUUUUAUCCAAUAUUCAUUGGCCUAUCAUUGAGUAUUUGAGUUCAAUAU